AUGCUUGCUCUUGACAGUCUCCUCAAAAGGCCACAACAUGACAAAAAGGGACUUGAUGAGCUGCUUGCAACGACAGCGACCGACCGGAACAAACGAUGUAAAGAAGCUGACCGACUAAACAGAAAUGCUGAUUGUGUCUACAGUGAAAUGGAGCAGAAACGCCACAACGACGAGUUGACUUCCACGAUACUCGAGAGUCUCAGAACCCCAAAUCGUCGCACACAACACGACACGCCGACUUUUGCAGGUAGGAACAUUGCAAGCAACGCCGUGUACGCAUGCAUCACCGACGUCCUUAGUGCUUUUCAGAGUUUGGUCAACGGAUACAAGAGAUUGGAUGGCAUGAUCUGGAAGCUCCAAGAAGACAAAAUGCAUCCUAUUGUGGAUACAUGGAAACGAGAUGUUGAAGAGACAGAAAAUCAGCUCAAAUUGGGAGCAAGAGUUGCACUCAAGAACGUGAGAGAGGUUUUGGGAGCUAAGGUAGCAGGCGGUGAUGCGAAAGGACUAGCUGAUGAAGAUGGAGACAUGGACAUGAAUGUAGGUGGAAAGGCGCAGCUGACUUGUGAGUUACUGGAGAGCCUGAGGUAUGCAGAAAGGGGAGUCAAGCGCAUGACCAAAGGGCUCCCCAUGAACCAAGGCCGCUGA
This is a messenger RNA of Bipolaris victoriae FI3, 645 nucleotides long. RefSeq lists its product as hypothetical. The record is from RefSeq and is a predicted model, not a curated record. The coding region runs from base 1 to 645 and encodes 214 amino acids. The transcript is spliced from 2 exons. Lineage: Eukaryota; Fungi; Ascomycota; Dothideomycetes; Pleosporales; Pleosporaceae.